AUGCAGUCAUUUUCAUGCCCCGAUCCCGUUCCUCUGCCUCCACGAUUCACACUCCUAAAAGAGAGACUAGCUUCAGGCAACGAAGCAGCACUUACAUCAUCAUGGCGAAGAUUACUACAAAGGCUGGAAGAAGAGGUUGACCGUAUCUCCUCUCUGGGAUCAAAGGUGGUUCCAUCAAUCGAUUUUGCAAACAUCACGAACCCCGAACACUCCCAAGCCUUUCUUAACCAACUACGAAGAUCAGGGGUGGCUAUCAUUCGAAAUGUGAUUCCAAAGGAGACAGCAGCCAGCUGGAGACAAGAAGCAAGCGAAUACCUCAGCCAGAACCCAGGUACACGAGCAGUGCCAACAAAAGACCCCCAGCUUUACGAACUAUACUGGAGUCCAGCCCAGAUCAAAGCCAGGGCGCAUCCCAACGUCAUAGCUGCACAGAAGUUCGCAAUGGGAAUCUGGGAGUCUAAAGACCCCAACGCUAAAGUCAGCACGAACUUUCCCAUCACAUAUGCCGAUCGUGUGCGGAUACGAACUACCACGACAACAACGUGCGGCGGCGGUGAUGAAAUUAGACCCAGCCCUAGCGCCCAUGUCGACAACGGCAGUGUCGAAAGAUGGGAGCCAGAUGGGUAUGGUCGGGCAGGUACAUACAAGGACAUCUUCAAUGGGCGUUGGGAGGAUUAUAAUCCAUGGGAGAGCUCCUCCCGCGUCCAAGUAACCAGCGACCUCUACCAAGGCGCCGGGUCAUGUUCCAUCUUCCGCAUGUUCCAAGGACUUUUAGCCUUGAGUCCCAUCUCCCCUGACUCCGACGAGGACUCGAACUCAGACUCUGACUCGCUACAAGUGUGUCCCAUGCCCCAGCUAGCCACGGCUUACUUUCUCCUACGACCAUUCUUCUCCCCUUCGCCCUCCGCAUCCCCAGCCUCCUCUUCCCCAAACCUAGUCCAUUCCGAGCAAUCCUCCUCCUUCUCCGUUGCUGGUGAAGGUGAAGAAGAAGACUGCCCUUCCGAAACCCCCUCCUGGCUCUUCGACCACCCUCCCAACUCCAUCCUCCACGGCGCCCUCCCCAGCUACGCCCAAGACAUCAACCCAACACUGCACCCGCACCUCCAGCUCGACCGCAGUCUGGUGACCAUCCCCCGCUUGGAACCGGGUGAUUACGUGAUAUGGCAUCCGGAUUUGAUUCAUGUUGUUGAUGGACCGUGGCAGAGGCGGAAACGGCGGCAGCACCAAAACCAAAACCACCAACACCACCAGCAACAACGCCAGCCACAACAACACCACAGCAUGACGACCACAAGGAGCAACAACCCCCCAUACCCAAACCCAAACCCAAAAACAACCCAACAACAAACAAUGUCCCUCUACCUCCCCGCCUGCCCCCUAACCCAAACCAACGCGCUCUACCUCUCCGGCCAGCGCAAGGCUUUUCUGUUAGGCAAGCCCGGCCCCGAUUUCGGCGGGGGCGGCCAAGCGCUUUUCCACCAAGGGCACAAGAAGUACGGCACGUACGGUGGGUACGGGUAUGGCGGGGUGGGGAGUACGGGGAAUGGACUUGGACUCAUCGGACUUGGUUUUAGGCAUCAUCUACGAAAUAAUAGUGGUGGUAGUGGUGCUGGCGCUGGUGCAGGUACUGGUGAUGAAAGCAGCCAUAUGGGUCGGGCGGGAGUGCAAGAUGUGAAUGAUGCGGGCGGGGAUGAUGGGUUGAGGACGAUGGGGUUAUUGCCGUGGGAUGAGGAGGAGGCGCGGACGGAUAGGGAGAGGGAGGUGCUGGGUAUGGCUAAUGGGAUAUUGUUUCCGAAUUUGUAUGAUUAUGGGUAUGGGAGGGUAUGA
Neurospora tetraspora is the source of this 1827-nucleotide messenger RNA. RefSeq names its product DUF1479-domain-containing protein. The record is from RefSeq and is a predicted model, not a curated record. The transcript is spliced from 2 exons. The coding region runs from base 1 to 1827 and encodes 608 amino acids. NCBI's taxonomy places the organism in Eukaryota, Fungi, Ascomycota, Sordariomycetes, Sordariales, Sordariaceae.